UCUACGUUUUAAAAACUAUUAUUUGUGUGUAUUAUAUAUGUGGAGAAUAGUGAACAAAGACAAUAUUAUUGUUUAAGGCAAAAUAAUCUUGUGAGACUUUCAAGGGUAGGUAAAAAUGUUUUGUUAUAUUAAAGCUGGAUUUAAAUAGCAAAAUAAAAAUUAAAAUCCAAGUCAGUUACUGGCUGAAAGAAAACCAGCUGAGCAGAAAUGACAAUUUAAUUGGCUUAUUUAAAUUUCUAUUCUUUAUACACCACAAUAAAAAAUUAAAAAAAUGGGCGAAUCAUAACAGCGUUUUUGGUCGGUUGGUUUGCAUUUGUCCAGCAACUAAUCUAGAUUUUUAUUUUACUUUUUUUUGCUAAAUGAAACUUUGUUUGAUUUUAGUGCAUGUAGUAUAUGUCCAAAAAUCAAAAUGCCUGGUACACGUUGUGCUGUGUAUGGUUGUGGUAAUACCUAUAAAACAAGGCAGCAAGAACAUGAAUAUUUUAUAUUUCAUCGGUUUCCCAAAGCUAAAGAUCUUGUUUCCCAAACUAUGAGAAAAGAAUGGAUAUUACGAUGCAAACGGGAAGAUAAAUUUAACCCUGAUACUAGCUACAUCUGCUCAGUUCAUUUCACAGAAAAGGAUUAUGAAAGAGACUUACAGAAUGAAUUAUUAGGUUUACCACUACGAAAAAUAUUGAAAAAAACCGCUGUUCCUACUUUGGGAUUGUAUUCAAAAAAAUCAACAAGUGAAGCUAGUAGUUCAAGCAUCAGUUCCAGAGAAGAAAGACUGGCCAAACGAAAUGCAAAGGAGGAAGUGAACAAACUUUUAAAAGUAGCCACGUUAACAGCUCCUAUUAAUACUUUUUCUGAUGAUACCGAAGACCAUAAUCCUAAAUCUUUUGGAAGUAUUCAGUUUGAAGAGCAUGUACCAGAGCCUUCCACUUCAUCAACCCCCAACUUUGUCCCAGAAAACUAUGAUUAUAAGGCUUUGUACAAUGAGUCUGUAGAGAAAUAUGAAAAGUUAGAAAGACAGUAUGCUCUUUUAAAAUCCAGAAGUAAUAUAAAAAAACUGUUCUGGACAAGAGAAGAAAUUGCAACAGCCUUUACGCUAAGAUACUACAGCAAGAAGUCAUAUUUAUUUUUAAGAAAUAAGUUGCAUUACUCGUUACCUGGUCUUUCAUCAUUAAGAAGGUGGGCUUCCCAACUAAACCUUAAUCAGGGUAUUUUGAAAGAUGUUUUAUUUCUGCUGAAACUAGCCGGAGAGUCAUUUUCUGAUUUUGAAAGGACAGUAGUUUUACAGUACGAUGAAGUGAAGGUCAAGAAAACUGAAGAAUAUAAUAUUGCUCAAGAUGAAGUGCUAGGACCACAUAAUUAUAUGCAAGUAGUCAUGGCUAGAGGGCUCUUUUCAAACUGGAAACAACCAAUUUAUAUAGGUUUCGAUCAAAAAAUGACCAAAUCUCUUUUAAUGGAUAUUAUAACUGAACUGCAUAAAAUAAAUUUCAAUGUAGUGGCAUGUGUGAGCGAUUGUGGUUGCAAGUAA
This is a messenger RNA of Diorhabda sublineata, 1519 nucleotides long. RefSeq lists its product as uncharacterized. The record is from RefSeq and is a predicted model, not a curated record. Bases 410 to 1519 code for a protein of 369 amino acids. The transcript has 3 exons. NCBI's taxonomy places the organism in Eukaryota, Metazoa, Arthropoda, Insecta, Coleoptera, Chrysomelidae.